ACACACCAGUCCCCUUCUCCUCGAACACGACCCGAAAACGCCACACGCCACACGCAUCCUGGACUGACCACCAUCCCCAUCCCCAUCCCCGUCUCUAUCAUCCUAGAACUGCCUAUCCUCACGUUCACGUUUAUGCUCAUACGUAUACGUAACCCACUACGCCGUAGACAAGGACACUUAAUCGACCACAUAUACUGUAUGUCAUUGUGUAGGAGCUGA
Stereum hirsutum FP-91666 SS1 is the source of this 219-nucleotide messenger RNA. RefSeq lists its product as uncharacterized. Lineage: Eukaryota; Fungi; Basidiomycota; Agaricomycetes; Russulales; Stereaceae. The transcript has a single exon. The annotation marks the transcript as partial. The record is from RefSeq and is a predicted model, not a curated record.